AACACUCAUCUUCUUCAUCGACAACUUUCACAAAGCAAUUCUCCAUUUACAAACAAAACACAAAGCUAAGAGUUUCUGCAAUUAAGCAAAAAAAAAACAGAGAGAAAGAUGAGUUCAAGGAGCAAAUCGUGGUUAGUGGCAGCAACCAUUGGAGCUGUGGAGGCCUCCAAAGACCAAUUAGGUCUAUGCAGGUGGAACUACACGAUCCGGUCGGUGAAUCAACGUAUCCGAAACAAUGUGAGAUCCGCUACUCAGGCGAACAGGCUCUCUUCCUCGUCCACCACCGUCGUUGCUUCCGGUAAGGAUGGUGACAAGGCAAAGCAAGCUGAGGAGUCUCUCAGAACAGUCAUGUACUUGAGCUGUUGGGGUCCUAAUUGAUGAAGACAGAUCUAAGAUUUUUUAUUAUCUUUGCCAUAUAUAGAUUGGUUCGGAAAGCCUAAGAACCUUAUUAGACGCUAUGAGUCUUGGGGUUUUGAUUGAUUGCUUUGGGGAUGCAAUUAAUGACGGAUGCGAAUUGUACAGAAUGUAGAGAUGAAUAUAGAGGUUUAUGUUCAUGUUACUGGAAAUGACAGAAGCUUUAAGCUCGGUAA
Molecule: messenger RNA, 590 nt
Organism: Raphanus sativus (radish)
Lineage: Eukaryota; Viridiplantae; Streptophyta; Magnoliopsida; Brassicales; Brassicaceae
Exons: 1
Coding region: 109-378 (89 amino acids)
Source: RefSeq, a predicted model, not a curated record